GCGCUGGACGCCGUCAUGGACCCGCUGCUGCCCGCGGACACCGAGGUGAUGGAGCGGGACGCGGACAAGGACGCGAGGAGGAAGAUCCAGUUCUCCGUGCCUUCCGCCGUGCCCACCCAGCUGGACCCGCGGCAGGUGGAGAUGAUUCGAAGGCGUAGGCCCACACCAGCUACCCUCUUCCGAUUGACAGAUCCAUCUUCACCAGAUGAAGACUGCAGCCCACACCAGUGGGUUCUGGGAGAAAACGGAGCCUUGAAAGCCAAACUGGUUCACGCCAACACCUACCAGCCGCCGUCACUCAAAGCUGUCCAGAGGAUGGCCCAGGCUCACAUGGCCUCCCUGGACAUGACCUCUGUGGACAGAGAGGAUUCCUCUUCAGGUGAGGAAGAGGAGGGAGGAGAGAAAACGAGCCGGCGGACAGACUCAGCUACCGAUCCAAGAGACGAAAGCAAAGCGCUCGGGGAUCAAUGCGCUCCGUCACACAUUUCCACAGCGAGUUCUGAUCCCAGCCAUCGCCGAGGAGAUGAAGGGGAGGCCAAAGAACGAGAGGAAGGAAAAGGGGAAUGACGGAAGCACGCUGCUCUUAUGCUGGCGAGGAACCGACUUCCACAGCACAUGUGUGGGCCAUGCUUGUGUGUGCAUGGGUGUGUGUGUAUGAGUGUGUGUAAUGUGGACGUAGGAGUGUGGGCGUGCAUGCGAGACAAAGUUGAAUGUGGAAAGGCGAGAGCGAACAGACGGGUAGAGGGGAAGGUCAGAAUUUUAAUGAGGAAAAGUUGAACACGGGACUUUGGGAAGUCACGUCUCGGUCGGCGAAAGGACACAAGUCAUCUGAGGACACGGCACAAGACAGAAGGAGAACCGUCGAGAACAAUGAGGUGUUGUGUUUUUGCAGGAUUCCACAGGAUUCGUCUGGGGCGAGUUUUUCCACCAAACUAUUCAUGUGUGAAGAAUGAUCAUUGAGAAUUACCUUCUCGGUGCCAAGUGUACACACUGUACAGGCCAUUUCACCACCCUGGUACUAAAACUCACACCUCGUGAACAAUCCGAAAUAGCAGGCGAUGCAAAUGGCUCGGGACAGGAACCCACAUAAUACACACACUUAACAUGUUUGAACUGUAGAAAUAAACAGUUUCUCAGUUCUGAUUGUGUAUAAUGAAAGUUUAGUGUUGUCGCAGCGCAGAAGCAGUGACAUUGAAGUAGUUGUUUCAAGGUGCCUCAUACAGAAAGUGUGAAUAACAUCCCGGGGUUUGCAUAGUAUAUGAUAAACAAUAUUAAAUGAUAUACACAAUAUGUUACAGCGUUAACAUUUUUUAAAGCCAAUCAAAAUGCAAUCACUGCUGCUUCUAAUUAUCAUCAUCUUCCGGUCUCACUCCCUCCCAGACGUUUACACGCAAGGUCAAGGAAAAUCAAAGCCGGAUGGAUUACAGACGAUUUUCGGUGCAGUCACAGCCACAGCAGAUUAGAUCACAUCAGCCUAAUCCAACUAAUCAUGAUAAUGCAGCACAGUUAUUCUGGUUUCAUAUCACGAAUCUCUGUGAGUUGGUACCUUAGGAGGAAGACUCGUAUUUUCAAACACAAUAUGUUCAUGAGGAGGAUUCAAAUGUUCAUUCACGAACCUGUAUAUAAAUAACGUUUUGUGUUGGUUGUUAAUAAAACAGUUUUAAUGGGCUGCGGGAGUUUGUGUCAUUGUAUGUCUGAGGAAUUCAAACACAACAUAUUUCAUUUUCUUAAA
Messenger RNA from Pleuronectes platessa (European plaice), 1732 nucleotides. RefSeq names its product protein phosphatase 1 regulatory subunit 1B. Lineage: Eukaryota; Metazoa; Chordata; Actinopteri; Pleuronectiformes; Pleuronectidae. The coding region runs from base 16 to 567 and encodes 183 amino acids. The record is from RefSeq and is a predicted model, not a curated record. Gene Ontology annotation, biological process: intracellular signal transduction. Gene Ontology annotation, cellular component: cytoplasm. The transcript is spliced from 5 exons. Gene Ontology annotation, molecular function: protein phosphatase inhibitor activity.